AUAGUCACUCAAGGUGGAGGACACGGAACAAGAUGGAGUUGGCCGAGAUCUUGAUCUCUACGCCCAAGGUGGGGCUGGAACUCACGACCCUGAGAUCAAGAGCCCCAUCCUUCCUGGACUGAGCUUGCCCAGAGCCGCAGAAGGAAAAGGUUUGACGUGUUUAACUCUAGGAGGCCUGCCCGCUGGAGUUUCUCCUCCCCCCUGCUCUGCAGCCCAGCUCAGGGGCCGACAGAGGAGAGGGCGCCAUGGCGCAGAACCUGUAUGGUCCUGGAGUGCGGAUGGGCAACUGGAACGAGGACAUCUACCUGGAGGAGGAGCUCAUGAAGGACUUCUUGGAGAAGAGAGCUAAAGGACAGCUUCUGAUACAGAGAAACAGAAGACUCAAAGAGAAUCUCUUGAGACCGAUGCAGCUUUCCGUGUCGGAGGAUGGGUACGUUCGCUGUGGCGACAAGGUGAUGCUGGUGAACCCCGCCCACGCGGAGGUGGAGGCCCACCUGUUUCUGGGCGGGGACCUGAGCCUGUGCGCGACUCCCGAUGAAAUUAAAGCGCAUCUGAGCGGCGAGUUAGAGGUGCCGUGUGGCCUGAGCGCAGCUCAAACCAGGAUCCCGGUUGGCAGAAACACUUUCACCAUUUUGAGGGCAGACGGAAACGCCACGGGUCAAGUCCUCAGAUACGGACAGGACUUCUGCCUCGCGACCACGGGAGGGUUUGAAGACAAAAUGCUGUAUUUAUCCAGUGACCACAGGACCCUCCAGAAGUCGUCCAAGAGAUCUCUGCUCCAGGAGGCAUACCUGACGGAUGAGGUCUCCUACCUGAGCUGCUGGCAGGCCGCCUUCCUGGACCCCCAGCUGCGCCUGGAAUACGAAGGCGCCCCCGUUCCGGAAUCGGAGGCCUUAAUGCAUAAUGCAAACAGCACUGUCUCUUCCUCUUUAAAGGCAAAUGCAAAGAUCCUCAUCUAUCACUGCGGCACGAAUCGGGGGCUAGCAGUCCCCAGGCAUGUUUUCUUGAGUACCUAUUUCGGGAAGGAAGCUGAGGUGGCCGUCCACACACAUCUGGAUUCACACAGAGUCGAAAAGCCGAGCAACCAUUGGAUGUUGGUGACCGGGAAUCCCAGGAAAGGCUCGUCUGCCAUGUUGGACCUGCCCAAGCCACCGGCCGAGGACCCCCCAGCCCUGGAGCAGGCCACGGACCCCGGGGCGCAGUGACUCCAGGUGCGUUCUGGAAAAACGUAGCUUUGCUAGAAAUCGAUGAUCUUGGCCGUGCCCCACGCCAUUUUUCAGUAAGGCGUAGAAGUCCCUGAACACUCUAUUAAAACAAAGGCUGUGUGAAGAUUCUUGAAUUAGUGGUGGGGGUCUGGGCCACAGAAAGAAACUGGCUCUGGGGAGAUGGCUCCUAGGUGGCAUUUGAAGGUGACGGAUGAUACUCUUUGUUGAUCACUAGUUCCUGAAGAACUGUAGAUCCCAUGUAGCGGCAGCUUCUACGAGGACAGUGUGUUUCCUUUGAAAGCUAUGUGUGUGCGAUAAAGCUAUCAGAACCA
Messenger RNA from Prionailurus viverrinus (fishing cat), 1537 nucleotides. RefSeq names its product cilia and flagella associated protein 161 (gene CFAP161). The coding region runs from base 246 to 1205 and encodes 319 amino acids. Gene Ontology annotation, biological process: cilium assembly. Gene Ontology annotation, cellular component: motile cilium. Lineage: Eukaryota; Metazoa; Chordata; Mammalia; Carnivora; Felidae. The transcript is spliced from 9 exons. The record is from RefSeq and is a predicted model, not a curated record.